This is a messenger RNA of Alternaria alternata, 2263 nucleotides long. RefSeq names its product DWNN-domain-containing protein. The record is from RefSeq and is a predicted model, not a curated record. Lineage: Eukaryota; Fungi; Ascomycota; Dothideomycetes; Pleosporales; Pleosporaceae. The transcript has a single exon. The coding region runs from base 228 to 1907 and encodes 559 amino acids. Gene Ontology annotation, molecular function: nucleic acid binding; ubiquitin protein ligase activity; zinc ion binding. Gene Ontology annotation, cellular component: nucleus. Gene Ontology annotation, biological process: mRNA processing; ubiquitin-dependent protein catabolic process; protein ubiquitination.
AAAUUCACAGAAUUUCGUGAGGUCCUUUAGCCUCCAGUUUGGUAGAGGACCAUCUAGUCUAGUAGGAUCCAUGGAUUGAUGGUUUGCGGGCACUAAUCGACUUCCGACGUGACAUGGCCCGUGCGCACCGCGGGCCAUAACUCAGCUUCCGAUACCCUUCCUCCUCCGUCAGCUCUACACUCUCUCACCACACCACCACGUUUGAAGCCAAACCACGAAUCGCAACCAUGACUUCAUCGAUCUUCUAUAAAUUCAAGAAUUCAAAAGAUAGCGAGCGUAUAGUAUUCAACGGCACCGAUCUGAGUGUUUUCGAGCUCAAGAAGGAGAUUAUCAGCGCGAGCGGCCUCGGCGAUGGAACCGAUUUCAACCUACACAUCUACCCUCAAGAUGACCCUGCUUCCGAGUACAAAGACGACACUACGUUAAUACCGCGAUCCUCUACCGUCAUAGCGAUUCGCCGCCCAGCGCCUCGCGGGCAGGGCCGAGCUGCCAGAUAUGUCAACGGCAAGCCCCCUGUUCGUGCCUUUACUACACAAAGCAAGCCCGUCGCGCCUGCACCUCCCACAAGCAAUGCGACACCAGAAGAUGCUGAGGCCGCGUUUUUGGCUGAGUCGGCGAUGGCCUGGGACGCGCAGAAGGAGGCACUUUCACAUGCAAAGCCCGUCUACCGCAAGAACAACACCAAGAACGUUGUAGUUCCUUCACAUCCUCCUCCUCCAGGCUACGUAUGUCGCCGCUGUAAUAUCAAAGGCCACUGGAUUCAGGCCUGCCCUACGAACGACGAUCCCGACUUCAAACCCGUGUUCCAAGCGAAGCGCACCACCGGCAUACCGCAGUCCUUCUUAAAGAAGGUCGAGAAGCCUGUCGACGAAGAGGCUGCAAAGGGCGUCAUGCUCAACGCCGACGGCGAAUACGUACAAGUCAUGACUGACCAGAAGACAUGGGACAAGUUUCAAGAGAAGACAAAUGCAUCACGAGCGCGCGCAGCAAGCGCUGACGCAGCAAGCAAAGAGCUCCGCGAGCGCGGAUUCGAAUGCCCCAUCGACAAUCAAAGAUUUGUCGACCCAGUCAAGACACCCUGUUGUGGUAAGACAUACUGCCGUGAGUGCAUCGACAAUGCGCUGGCAGACGGUGAUCUGAUUUGUCCAAACUGCGCAAAGGAGGAUGUUCUAAUGGAUGAUCUCGUUACUGAUGACGAUAUGGUCAAGUCUCUCAAGGCAUACGACGCAGAGAAGGCAGCAGAGAAGGAAAAGGCAGCAAAGGCAGCAGUUGCUUCAGAAAAUGAAUCAGUUAAUCAAUCACUUGCUACUGACAACGCAUCUUCUUCUGUCGCAAAUGACGAUACAAAUGCCACCACUACUGCUACUCCAGCAGCGGCGGCGACUGCUGCGGCUGACGAAGUAUCCGAUACUGACUCAACCUCUUCAAAGAAGCGCAAGCAGCCUCCUACAGACAUCAAGCCUCCCACCGCACCGAAAGCCAUGCGUCAAGCGGCCGAUCCCGCCUCGAAGAUGGAGCAGGACUUUAUACAACAGAUGGAGAUGCUCAAGAACGCACCGAUGGGGCCUAUGGGAAUGCCAAUGGGUAUGCCUAUGCCAAUGCAGAUGCCUCAGCAAAUGGGAUUCCAGAACGGCUAUCAGAUGGGCUUCCAGCCGCAACAACAGCAACAGAUGCCACAACAACAAUGGUUUCCUCAGCAAAAUUUUGGUUACAAUCAACAACAGUUCGGUCAGCAGUACAACCAGCAGCAACAGUACGGAUGGGGUGGACAGGGACAAGGGCAAUGGGGCAACGGGCAAGGGCAGGCACAGGGACAACAAGACCCUAACGAUGCGUACGACAGGCAACCGGUCAAUCCUCGAGGUCGCAACCGCAGAUCUCGUGCACCAGAUUUCCGCUACCUUUGAAUACCAAGACAUACACACGCUUCUCUCACCACGUUACCAUGUCACCGCAUCUAAAAUCACACAACACAUCUCAAUCACGACUGCGUCAGCCUUCUAUAAUGAAUAUCGGGACUGGGCGCGUGAUUAUGCGGCGUUUCUUUCACAUUCGUCACGCAGGAUCUAGGGGCAUGCAUCAUGGGCGGUUUGGAAACCACCAGCUUAUCACGGAAGCGAGGGAGUGAGGGGGCAAUUGCCUUUCACUUUUUUUUUCGGCGUUUUGGUACGAUCUCCAAUUUACCUUCUCGUUUCGCGGACUCCAGACGAGCUUAUUUUAACAUGAAAUGCAAAUCAAACUUCAAAACACUUGACUUGACUUG